CAAAACUGGAGCUCCUCCUCCCACGUGUAUCCGCAGGAACCGGCGGCAACGUGACGCGGGUGGAACCGACACAGGCAGACCGAAACCGGCGGACCGGAGAACAUUGAGAAAGAGAAAGGACUGAAGAUGGCAGAUGAUCCGAGCGCAUCGGAUAGAAAUGUGGAGAUCUGGAAGAUCAAGAAACUCAUCAAGAGUCUGGAAGCGGCGAGAGGUAAUGGUACGAGCAUGAUUUCUCUCAUCAUUCCUCCAAAAGAUCAGAUCUCCAGAGUGGCGAAGAUGUUGGCAGAUGAGUUUGGCACGGCGUCAAACAUCAAGAGUCGAGUGAACAGACUGUCAGUGCUGGGAGCCAUUACAUCUGUCCAACAGAGACUCAAACUCUAUAACAAAGUGCCUCAUAAUGGUCUGGUGGUGUACUGCGGCACAAUCGUGACAGACGAAGGUAAAGAAAAGAAAGUCAACAUCGAUUUUGAGCCUUUCAAACCCAUCAACACCUCUCUGUACCUCUGCGACAACAAGUUCCACACUGAGGCUCUCACAGCGCUGUUGUCGGAUGACAGUAAGUUUGGAUUUAUAGUUAUUGACGGAAGUGGAGCUCUAUUCGGGACCUUACAGGGCAACACCAGAGAAGUGUUGCACAAAUUUACUGUGGACCUACCCAAGAAACACGGAAGAGGUGGUCAAUCUGCGUUGCGUUUCGCUCGAUUACGGAUGGAGAAAAGACAUAAUUACGUGAGGAAGGUCGCGGAAACGGCGGUGCAGCUCUAUGUGUCGAAUGAUAAAGUCAACGUAGCCGGACUGGUGCUCGCCGGAUCCGCAGACUUUAAAACGGAGCUCAGCCAAUCAGACAUGUUUGACCCGAGGUUACAGGCGAAAGUAUUAAGGCUGGUGGACAUCUCUUACGGGGGUGAAAACGGCUUUAAUCAGGCCAUCGAGCUCUCCGCUGAGGUCCUGUCCAACGUCAAAUUCAUACAGGAGAAGAAAUUAAUAGGGCGAUAUUUUGACGAGAUCAGUCAGGACACGGGGAAGUAUUGUUUUGGAGUUGAGGACACGCUGAAAGCCAUGGAAAUGGGAGCCGUUGAAAUUCUCAUCGUCUAUGAAAACUUGGAGACGAUGAGAUACGUCUUCAGAAUCCACGGCGUGGAGCUGAACGGUGCUGAGAAUGAUGCGAAAGUCAUUUAUUUGACCCCAGAACAAGAAAAGGACAAGUCUCACUUCAUAGACAAAGAGACGGGGCAGGAACAUGAGCUCAUCGAGUCGAUGCCUCUGCUGGAGUGGUUCGCCAAUAACUAUAAGACAUUUGGAGCCACUCUGGAGAUCGUGACGGAUAAAAGUCAAGAGGGGUCACAGUUCGUCAAGGGCUUUGGAGGAAUCGGAGGUAUUUUGCGAUACAGAGUCGAUUUCCAAGGGAUGGAAUACCAGGGAGAAGACGAGGAGUUUUUUGAUUUGGAUGACUACUAGGUAGUCGGAACUGAAAUAGGGUGAAAUGAAUGAAGAUUUGAGAAAAUGUAGAAAGAAAAAUCGUUCUAUGCUACAGAGAGAGAGAAAGAGUUUGUGUGUUUUGAUCCCAGAUAAUCUUAAACACACUGACAGUUUCAGAAGAGAAGGGAAUCAUCUGUCAAUCAAAUAAAGGACAGAGCUAUUCAUGAAUAAUGAAAAAGCUUGCCUUAGAGCGUUCUGAUUGGAUAAGACUCAAUACCUCGCUCUGUUUAUUCUCCUCCCCCUUUUGAAUUAAAGUCACAGCACGUGUCCAGGAAGUAUAUUCACCCUAUUUUUGGACUCACUCCUUACGAAAUAAAAGUACAUUUUUCUUUUUCUUUUUUUUAUCCUCUGUUCCCUCUCUUUCUCCCCCUAAUUUUUCCA
Myxocyprinus asiaticus (Chinese sucker) is the source of this 1860-nucleotide messenger RNA. RefSeq names its product eukaryotic translation termination factor 1a (gene etf1a). Gene Ontology annotation, biological process: cytoplasmic translational termination. NCBI's taxonomy places the organism in Eukaryota, Metazoa, Chordata, Actinopteri, Cypriniformes, Catostomidae. Gene Ontology annotation, molecular function: sequence-specific mRNA binding; translation release factor activity, codon specific. Bases 127 to 1458 code for a protein of 443 amino acids. Gene Ontology annotation, cellular component: translation release factor complex; cytosol. The transcript is spliced from 11 exons. The record is from RefSeq and is a predicted model, not a curated record.